Molecule: messenger RNA, 836 nt
Organism: Eurypyga helias (sunbittern)
Lineage: Eukaryota; Metazoa; Chordata; Aves; Eurypygiformes; Eurypygidae
Product: parathyroid hormone/parathyroid hormone-related peptide receptor-like
Exons: 7
Biological process (GO): cell surface receptor signaling pathway; adenylate cyclase-modulating G protein-coupled receptor signaling pathway
Cellular component (GO): plasma membrane
Molecular function (GO): peptide hormone binding; G protein-coupled peptide receptor activity
Source: RefSeq, a predicted model, not a curated record
GGUGACCCCGACGACGUUCUCACAAAAGAAGAGCAGAUCUAUCUCCUGGUGGAAGCCAAGGAGAGAUGUCAGAGGGACAUAAAAGCCCAGCUGGAGAAGAUCAAAGACAGCAGCUGCCUUCCGGAGUGGGAUGGGAUUAUCUGCUGGCCCAAGGGCUCCCCAGGCCAGGAGGUGUCGGUGCCCUGCCCCGACUACAUCUACGACUUCAACCAUAAAGGUGAGGCCUCCAGGUACUGCAGCGCCUACGGGACCUGGGCCAUGGCUCGCAGCAUCAACAAGACCUGGGCCAAUUACACGGAAUGCGCUCUGCUCUUCUCCUCCGAGAGCCGGAGCCGCGAGAAGGAGGUGUUUGACCGGCUGCACCUGAUGUACACCGUCGGCUACUCCCUCUCCCUGGCCUCCCUCGUCAUCGCCGUCUGCAUCCUCUCGUACUUCAAGCGCCUGCACUGCACGCGCAACUACAUCCACGUCCACCUCUUCGCCUCCUUCAUCUGCCGGGCGCUGAGCAUCUUCGUGAAGGACAUGGUGCUCUACUCGGGGACGCUGGCCAGCGACACGAAGAUGCAGGAGGAUGACAUCAAGGCAGAAAUGGGUCCCUCGCCAGGACAACGGAGCCACCUGGUUGGCUGCAAGGUGGUGGUGACUCUCUUCCUCUAUUUUCUGGCCACCAACCACUACUGGAUCCUGGUGGAAGGUCUCUACCUGCACAGCCUGAUCUUCAUGGCCUUCCUCUCCAACAAGAACUACCUGUGGGUCCUCGUCAUCAUCGGCUGGGGCCUCCCCGCUGUGUUUGUGUCUGUCUGGGCCAGCGUCAGGGCCUCCCUGGCAGAUACGCA